Messenger RNA from Galeopterus variegatus (Sunda flying lemur), 636 nucleotides. RefSeq names its product lysocardiolipin acyltransferase 1-like. The coding region runs from base 1 to 636 and encodes 211 amino acids. The record is from RefSeq and is a predicted model, not a curated record. Gene Ontology annotation, molecular function: acyltransferase activity. Gene Ontology annotation, cellular component: endomembrane system. The transcript is spliced from 3 exons. Lineage: Eukaryota; Metazoa; Chordata; Mammalia; Dermoptera; Cynocephalidae.
AUGCUUCUCUACCACCUACAGAAACGAGUUCACAUUCUAAGGUAUCAUGGUAAUAUUGGGUUCAAGUGUGAAUCAGCUUUACCCACCAAAUUGAUCAUUGCUCAGUCUAUAUUUUUAUCUUUUCAAAACCUAGGAAAGAACCUUGAUGCUGUCCAUGACAUCACGGUGGCAUAUCCUCACAACAUUCCUCAAACAGAGAAGCACCUCCUUUACGGAAACUUUCCCAAGGAAAUCCAUUUUCAUGUCCACCGAUAUCCAAUAGACACCCUCCCCACAUCCAAGGAGGACCUUCAACUGUGGUGCCAUAAGCGAUGGGAAGAGAAGGAAGAGAGGCUGCGUUCCUUCUAUCAAGGGGAGAAGAAUUUUUACUUUACUGGACAGAGUGUCAUUCCACCUUGUAAGUCUGAGCUCAGGGUCCUUGUGGUCAAAUUGCUCUCUAUACUGUAUUGGACCCUGUUCAGCCCUGCAAUGUGCCUGCUCAUAUAUUUGUAUAGUCUUGUUCAGUGGUAUUUUAUAAUCACCAUUGUAAUCUUUGUGCUGCAAGAGAGAAUAUUUGGUGGACUGGAAAUCAUCGAAGUUGCAUGUUACCGUUUUUUACACAAACAGCCACAUUUAAAUUCAAAGAAAAAUGAGUAA